This is a messenger RNA of Myodes glareolus (Bank vole), 3904 nucleotides long. RefSeq names its product prokineticin receptor 1 (gene Prokr1). NCBI's taxonomy places the organism in Eukaryota, Metazoa, Chordata, Mammalia, Rodentia, Cricetidae. Gene Ontology annotation, molecular function: neuropeptide Y receptor activity. The record is from RefSeq and is a predicted model, not a curated record. Gene Ontology annotation, biological process: neuropeptide signaling pathway. Gene Ontology annotation, cellular component: plasma membrane.
CAGGAACACAACUGCCUCCGGAGCCUGCAAAGACCCUCAGAAGACAGAGGAGCUCCUUUCCCUUGCUGCAGAGCUCCCGAGGAGCGUCUGGUCUUCGCCCUGGUCCUCAGAUGCUGGUUAGGAAGAUCUGACUCACCCAGGAAGAACCAAGAGCCUCGGAGACACCGCUCUGGGACAGCUCCCGGUGGUAUUCAUGGCACCACCUGCCUGGACGGAGACCACCGUGGGGGCUCUGGGUGAGAAUACCACAGACGCUUCCACCAACUUCCUUUCUGCAUUUGAUGCCCACGGAGCCCAAGCUGCUUCCUUCCCGUUCACUUUCAGCUAUGGUGACUAUGACAUGCCCUCGGAUGAAGAGGAGGAUGUGACCAAGUCUCGGACUUUCUUUGCUGCCAAGAUUGUCAUUGGCAUGGCUUUGGUGGGUAUCAUGCUGGUGUGUGGCAUUGGCAACUUCAUCUUUAUCAUUACCCUGGCCCGCUACAAAAAGCUUCGCAAUCUCACCAACCUCCUUAUUGCCAACCUGGCCAUCUCGGAUUUCCUAGUGGCCAUCGUGUGCUGCCCCUUUGAGAUGGACUACUAUGUGGUGCGUCAGCUCUCCUGGGAGCACGGUCAUGUCCUGUGUGCCUCUGUCAACUACCUGCGUACUGUCUCCCUCUAUGUCUCCACUAAUGCCCUGCUGGCCAUUGCCAUUGACAGGUACCUGGCCAUAGUGCACCCGCUGAGACCGCGAAUGAAGUGUCAAACAGCUGCGGGCCUCAUCUUCCUGGUGUGGUCCGUGUCCAUCCUCAUCGCCAUCCCUGCUGCCUACUUCACCACGGAGACCGUGCUGGUCAUCGUGGAGAGUCAGGAGAAGAUCUUCUGUGGCCAGAUCUGGCCAGUAGACCAGCAGUUCUACUACAGGUCCUACUUCCUCUUGAUCUUCGGCCUUGAGUUCGUGGGCCCUGUGGUCGCCAUGACCCUGUGCUAUGCCAGGGUGUCCCGGGAGCUCUGGUUCAAGGCGAUGCCUGGCUUCCAGACGGAGCAGAUCCGCCGGAGGCUGCGCUGCCGCCGCAGGACCGUGCUGGGGCUCGUGUGCGUCCUCUCAGCCUAUGUCCUAUGCUGGGCGCCCUUCUACGGCUUCACUAUCGUACGUGACUUCUUCCCCUCCGUGUUUGUGAAGGAGAAGCACUACCUCACCGCCUUCUAUGUGGUGGAGUGCAUCGCCAUGAGCAACAGCAUGAUCAACACGCUGUGCUUCGUGUCGGUCAGGAACAACACCAGUAAGUACCUCAAGAGGAUCCUGCGGCUCCGGUGGAGGGCUUCUCCCAGCGGGAACAAGGCCAGCGCUGACCUGGACCUCAGGACCACAGGGAUGCCUGCCACUGAGGAAGUGGACUGCAUCAGACUGAAAUAAGCAAAAUGGCACCACAGUGCCUGAAUGCUCACAGCAACGAUAAACUCGUUUUUCUGCAAACACAGAGGAAAGCGACACACUGUUCAAGAAGUACUGAAGUGUAGCAUUUCUGAAGUGGAUAUUUGAGACACUGUCCCCAGUGGUCAGUGUUCAUGGAAUACCUAAUUUUUGCAAAGAGUAGACACCAGUGAAAAUCAUUUAUUUGACAAAAUGUCGUGGGGAUUAUAGCAAGGAAAUGUGGUACAGAGUGUGUGGAAGAGAGAGUGUCCAGAUAGAAGCAGAACAGGCUCUGUAGAGCUCCCCUGGGCCACACUGGGCCUUGCUCACCUCUAGCAGAACUCUUGGGCUUUCUUUCCCAUCUAGCAUUAGCAAGCCUGGAGCAAGAGCAGCAGCAGAGGUUCUCAGCUCCUCCUGGAGUCAUUCUCUGCCCACCCCAGAGCCCGAUCGCCACUGGGAAUCCAAUGCACGUGUGGAUACGCCAGGACCCACAGCCAAGUUCUGAUGACCAUCGACAGCCACUUCUUAGGACUAUGGCUCUGCAUCAGACAGUGGGGUCUUCUGGGGAGAAAAGACCUGGGAGAGAAGCCACACGGACUCUGGGUGCCAUUUGGGGUUCUGAGUCACAUAGAGAGGGGAAGUCUGAGCUCACGAGAACACGGUUCCCUCAUGGCAUGGUCUAGGUCUAUUUGCUGCAGGGAGAAAGGAGGUGAAGAAGGGGAGUCAGCUGGGACCUCUCACAGUGUAUGCAGGCUAACAGAUGCUGCGGCUCCAUCUCUCAGCUACUAUGGUCUGGACCACUAUGCUUCCCCUUGAGUCCUGGGCUUAUGGAGCAUAGAGACCUUGAAGGUCAGCAUCACUUUCCCAUUCUCUCCAGCUCUCAAACGCGAGGGGUUUCAGUUCAACAAGCCCGUUUGAUGAGGUUGCCAGAGUGGUAUAACUGGGAGAAAGAUUUCUUAGUCACUGUGCCUGACUCUUGGCCUGGUCAUGAUUCUGGGGAUUAAGAUUUGCUCUCUUUUAAAACGAAGGUGACCUGGGAGAAAUCACCACCUCUCUACUCUUCGGUGUGAAUGAAGGCUUGCAUGUCAGUGGCACAGCCUGAACGCUCAAGAAAAAGAGGUUGGCCCAACAGGGGGCUCUAGUGGCCCCACAGACUUAUAAAAGUUUUACCCGUUUGGUAACGUGCCUCCUUAGAGGCCCAGCUUUGAUUGGGUUGUCUACACAGGCCUGAGAUGAGCCUUCUGAAGACAAGGGUAAUACUUAAGAAACUUUUUUGGAUUGUUUCAAAAUCAAUCAGAUAAUAUGUGGACGAUAUGCUUUUAACUAUUUGAAUAGAAAAUAACAACUGCCAUUACCGCCAUCACUGCCGCCACAUCACCGCCAUCAUCACCACCACCACCAUCGCCACCACCACUGCAGUGAACUUAGCAACUGUGUGGUUCAUGGACAAAGGAAAACUUGUAUAUAUAUAUAUCUUGUUUAUAGAUCCAUUGGCCUCACCAACAUCUCCCCUCCAUGUUCUUCACGUGCAUUAUUUUCUUAUGCCAUCCCAACCAGUGACGCAAACGACCAUGAGCUUUCAAGGCGGAUACACAAAGGGAGUGGUGCACGGUCCCCAGUCAGGAGAGAAGCACGAGGUUUUGUAGACCCCAGGUCAGAGCAUCCUUGCUGUCAAGUAGACUUCCCACACGUCCUCCCAGAAUCAGAGCAUCCUCAUAGACCAUCCUCCCGCAUGUUCCCAGUCAGCAUGAACAGCGUCUUUCAGACUGCUUUUGUUCUUAUGAAUGUGCAGAGCCGUGGAGUGGCCGUGUCCCUUUCCGCAGAUUUCAUUAUAGGGUAGGAUACCUGUGUGUGUUUUCUCUCCAAAUAUAGGCAACUCUAUUUUUGACCACAAAACUUUUUUAUUGUCUAUUUCCCCAGAAAAUAUGUUUUAAAGACCCAUUUAUUUAUUCUCAUUCUGUUCCCAGCAGAUUUACCUUACUUUAAAUCAGAAUUCUCUCAUGGAUGAAAAUUCAUUAAAGUACAAACCUAAGCCACAUACAGAGGGGAAAAAACUAUUUCUAUUUUAAACUUUAUUACAAAAAUGCAAAAAAAAGAAAGAAAAGAAAAUUACCAAAAUUGACUAGACCCAAAGACUCUUAUUUUUUUUUUAGAUUAAAGCCACAUAUUACAUUACAAAAUGACUAAGUUAAUUUGGGGAUUUAGAAAUGCUUAGAUGGUAUAAUUUAUUGGGAUUUUGUUCCUUGUUCCUACUACCAAGGUUAAACAUGAGCUGACUCUGUUAAAUAGUUGCUUUUAAUUUAUGGCAUACGAACUCUUCUGCCUUUCAAAAUGUCCCUUACACACCUGUCUGUGAUAAUCCAGAUCCAAUGGUUGCGCUUGAUUUCAUGGUGGGUGGCUGUUGUCAAAUGGAAUCCCAAUAGAUGUACACAUAUGCUCGCUGACCACGCUGUGCCUGUCAUUUCUUCCGCCCCCAUGCUCUUCUCAGCUCUAAUAUGACGGUCUCUGAGAUAA